Molecule: messenger RNA, 854 nt
Organism: Aedes albopictus (Asian tiger mosquito)
Lineage: Eukaryota; Metazoa; Arthropoda; Insecta; Diptera; Culicidae
Gene: Alg13
Product: UDP-N-acetylglucosamine transferase subunit ALG13 homolog
Exons: 2
Coding region: 211-723 (170 amino acids)
Biological process (GO): dolichol-linked oligosaccharide biosynthetic process
Molecular function (GO): hexosyltransferase activity
Source: RefSeq, a predicted model, not a curated record
AUGCACUAGGUAUCAUCAAAACAGAAAACAGACAACACAUCACUUCGUUCAUAAGAUAGUAAUCGAGGUUUCUAUGAAGAUUUUAUCAGCAUAUUAACGCUAUUAGACUAUCAUCCACAGCUACUGACAACCCAAAGUAAGAUUUGGUGCUUUAAUUAGUUAUUUGUAUUAAAAUCAAUAGGAAUUUUGAUAUUUUAGUCUUAAUCCACGAUGAAACGACCAACAUAUGAACGAGUUUUUGUGACCGUCGGAACCACUCAAUUCGAGGACCUAAUUGAUACCGUUAUUGAUGCACCAGUGGUAUCCGAGCUACGAAGAAUGGGCUGUAGGAAACUAGUGCUACAAAUAGGCCGCGGUAAAGACCCUAAAAUCGACAAGGAACUAUUAGGGAACGACGUCGAAGUUCGGUUCUACGACCUCAAGGCCAGUAUCGCCGAAGACAUCCAGCAGGCGGAUCUGGUCAUCAGUCAUGCCGGUGCCGGAAGCUGCAUAGAAGUGUUGGGAGCGGCGAAACCACUGGUGGUGGUUGUAAACGAAAAACUGAUGGAUAACCACCAAACCGAACUGGCUGACCAGCUGGCGCAGGAGGGAUACUUGAAGCGAUGCACACCGUCAACAUUGGCACAAACCUUGGCCGAGAGUGAUUUUGGGCAGCUGAAGAAAUUUCCGCCGGGAUCGGUGCAAGAUUUUGUCAGUUUUCUGGAUGCGUUUAUGGGCUUUUAGAAAGCAGAUUUUUUUAUGACUUACGUUAUACAUAUUUAUUACCGUAGCAAUAAGUGAAUCUAUUACGAUUAAUUAUAGUAUUUCUAAUAAACAUUCUUAUACUGUUAUAUCAAUUACAACAGUGAUCAUCA